Messenger RNA from Hippocampus comes (tiger tail seahorse), 1170 nucleotides. RefSeq names its product class II histocompatibility antigen, B-L beta chain-like. Bases 78 to 833 code for a protein of 251 amino acids. The record is from RefSeq and is a predicted model, not a curated record. Gene Ontology annotation, cellular component: MHC class II protein complex; membrane. The transcript is spliced from 6 exons. Gene Ontology annotation, biological process: immune response; antigen processing and presentation. NCBI's taxonomy places the organism in Eukaryota, Metazoa, Chordata, Actinopteri, Syngnathiformes, Syngnathidae.
CUACAUGCUCAUCACCGUGUUCAAGUCGACAGUUCUGGCAUUUGCAUUUCUUAAUUUAGCACUGUUUUGUUGUCGCUAUGUAUACGCUCUCAGCUAUUUGUCUUUGCCUGGUGUUUUGCCAUGCAGAUACUCAAUGUAUGCAUGCUCUGCUGAAAUGCCAGGGGAGCUCCAGUGAUGGUCAUGAUGCGUCUGUUGUGGAGAAAACCUACUAUAACAAGAUGCUUUAUGUCCAAUACAACAGCACCUGGGGAAAUGUUACUGGCUCCACAAAGAUGGCAAGGAAAGCUGCAGAUAUUCUGAACACGUACUAUUAUUUGAGAGGCAUUAGAGAAACUCUAGAACUCUGCAAGACAUGGAUCACUCGUGCAUACAGCAUCUUAGCCCAGAAAGUUGAGCCGAAGGUCCGACUGCGAUUAACCAAGGCGCCGGCGGACAGCGAGCAUCCAGCGACCCUUGUCUGCAGUGUGUACAAUUUCUAUCCAAAGGAGAUCUUGGUGACGUGGCUCAAGAACGGCGAGCGGGUUACAUCUGAGGUGACGUCCACCGAUUCCCUACCCAAUGGCAAUUGGCUCUAUCAGAGGCACUCGUACUUGAAGUACACGUCGACGCACUGGGACAAAAUCAGCUGCGUGGUGGAGCACCCCAGCCUCGAGAAGCCGAGGAUUUAUGACUGGGAGCCUACGCCGGAGUCUGUGAAGAAUAAGUUCAUAUUGGGAACCAUGGGGCUGAUCGUGGGUCUGGUUUCUUUCGCUGCUGGCCUGAUUUACGACAGAAGGAAUGUGCCUGGGCGAGAGAGAGCUUCGGCAAAUGGUGACAGAAGUGAUGUGCAGUGAGGGGAAGGAGGGGAGGCAGAGACUCACCUGCACCACGAAGAGUAAAACAAUAAUAAUAAUAAUAAUAAUAAUAAUGGUUGACUAACAUUCUUUUCAAUGUUAGUUCACUGGUCUGUUCUUCAUAAUAACUUUUUUUAAUGUUUGUCAGCGCCCCCAAAUCAAAACCUCUGGUCCUCAUUUGAGAAUCACGCCAAAUUCAUGUGCACAUUUGCUUAUCAUCAUGCUUCCUGAAAAUCAAAGUUAAGCUGUGUUGUUCGUAUUGAGCACACAUUGGGGAACAAAAUGAACUGCUUCUGUUUCAUUUUUUUCAUUUUGUUCAUUAAAAGCCUGAGUUUGC